Molecule: messenger RNA, 4239 nt
Organism: Heterostelium album PN500
Lineage: Eukaryota; Evosea; Eumycetozoa; Acytosteliales; Acytosteliaceae
Product: G8 domain-containing protein
Exons: 8
Coding region: 1-4239 (1412 amino acids)
Source: RefSeq, a predicted model, not a curated record
AUGAAUCUACUCUACUUUGUUAAUCUUAAUUCAACAUGUGAAGGUUUUAGACUGACUGAACACUUUAUAUUAUAUAGAAUAGGUUGUUGUUUAUCACAAUCAUUAUUAGGAAGCAUUGAGAAUGUUUCUAAUGAUCUAACUAUUCACUCAAAGGAUUUAGAGACGACAGUUGUAUUCACUGUAGAUAAUAGUAUUCUGAAACCAACAAUUGUAUUAACACUCUUGAAAGGUUCAGCAAACUUUAAUGAUAUUGUUUCUUCUACAAACAAUAAGGAUGUUAUAACUAUUUCAAAUUUAAUUUCGCCAACAACAAGCAAUGGACAAUCAACAACCACUAAUGGUGAAUUAAAUUCAUCAAAUAGAAAUGGUGUUGUAUCGAUCUACACAAUAAUAUCGCUUUUAUUCACUGGAUUAAUAAUGGGAGUCAAGAGUGGUAGUCCAGCCGAGAGUAGAAUGAAAUUCAUUGUCAUGUUUAUAGCGAUCUCAGUUGGUGUAUCAUAUACACUAAAUGCUGAUGAUAUUGCUAUAAAAAUAGAUAUUCGUGUUCCAACCAACUACCAAUUCAACUCAUUGACCUUGAACAUUGAAAAAGGAAAUUCAAUUGAUUUACAAUCGAUUCAAGCAUUAUCCUUAAACAUCAAUGCAUGUGUUGAUAGUAAAGUAAACACUUUAAUCAACUUGGAGAAUGCAAAAAUCGAUUCCUCAUUAUCGAUUUGUAGUCAUAAUAGUGUAAACAUCAAUGGACUUGCCAUUGCCAACCAAUCAACCAUUAAUAUUUUAACUUUGAAAUCUGCCACCAUUUCAUUUAAUGAUGUAUAUAGUGGAAAUAUUAAUUUAGAAACAAACGGUACACCUAAGAUCGAUGGUUUCUGUGAAACCUUUACCAACGGUAGAAAUUUAACUGGUACUUGUAACCAAUCAGUCACACCAACCCUGAACAGUUUGUAUGUCUCAGCAGCAGAUUCUAUUUAUUUGACUGUUGGUACCAAUCCAUUGUUAGUGCAAUGCUCAUCCGAUCCGACCUGGAGAGAACCCGUUGCUUCCGGAACUACUCCAUCUUCUCCAUCAAUCGUUACAUCCAAUCCCGAAACUGUCGUCCCAAUGAAUGUAAAUAGUCAAUGGCGUGUAAUGGCCGAGUGGGGGUUUGAUCAAUCUAAUCUAACUAUGGCCAGUGGUGUUUCCAAUGGUGUUAGUCUUUCCGGUGCCAUGAAUUUCACUACUUCAGUUUGGGGUCCAAAUAAUUUUAAUUUGGUUCUACGUAGUCCUGCUCCAGCUAUAAAACAAGGUAGACAAUAUUCAUUCGACUUUGAUUUCCUACUAGCUGCACCUCAGAGCACCUACAACACUAUCAAGAGUGUUUCCAUUGCCUUUGGAAACCGAAUUGAUACCGAGGGAAUCGGAUGGUUGGAUACCACCCCAAUCCAUGUUAGAUCAACCAUUCUCGGUGACUGGAGCUCCACAACCGCAUGGGUGUCGAAAACCAUCCAGUUUACUCCACCCUUUGAUAUUGGUGAUGCUUCACUUUUACUUCAAAUCAAUUGCACUGAUACUACCGGAGAUUAUCCAGUUACUUAUUUCAUUAGAAAUCCAAGAUUUAGAAUUACCUCUACACCUGUUGUUGCCAAUCCAACUAAUCUUCUAACCAAAGAUUCAGAGUUAGUUAUCCUUCCAAAACCUUCGGCAGCAUUCGAUCGUCAAGAUAGAACCACCUGUCCCUACUUACAAAGUGAUCUUAAACAUUGGCAUGACCCAGCUACUUGGGGUGGUGCAGUUCCAUCCGCUUCCUCUACCAUUACAUUGCCUGCAAACACUAAAGUCUUGGUUUCCUCUUGCUCCAUGUCAUCAACCCUUGUUUACCAGAAAAUUGUUGUUCCAGCCGGUAGUGAGUUAAUCUUCAUGGAUGCCGAUAUGACAAUAAAUGUUCGUGACAUUAUGGUGAAUGGAAAGCUCAUUAUUGGUACUCCACUCUGUCGUUACAACGGUAAAAUCAAUAUCAUUUUCAACGGUGCCAAAACUCUGACCGACACAAUUGGAACUUUUUUCGGUAGCAAAGGAAUUGCUGUUUCUUCACAAGGUUUCUUGAGUAUCAAUGGAAAACAGUACCACAAUACUUGGACAAAACUUGCUGCAAGUGCAUGGCCUGGAGAAAGGGUAGUCUACUUGAUGGAUCCGGUCAACUGGGAGGUCGGACAACAAGUUGUCGUCACAACAACUCAACUGUUUGACGAUGAUAGAGCCGAUGAAAAUGAAGUACUGACCAUUGCCGCCAUUCAGGGUAAAACCGUUCAAUUCACACAGCCAUUAAAGUAUCUUCACUAUGGAGGACAAGAAUACCAAGCAGAAAUUGGUCUAAUUUCAAGACGUAUCGUUCUCAAAGGUGCAUCGGAUAGUGAUGCCAGUGAAUUUGGAGGUCAUGUCAUGAUGAUGGGAGAAGGACAGAUUUCAGGUGUUCAGCUUACGAAAAUGGGACAAAAGAAUAUCAAAGCAAGAUAUCCACUUCAUUUCCAUCUUGCCAAGACACUUUCACGUUCAUUUAUCUCUGAUUGCUCUGUCUAUGAUUGUUUCUACCGUUGUUAUACUAUUCAUGGAACCAACAAUGUAACAGUUACCAGAAAUGUAGCUUUUAAAACAUUUGGACAUUGUUACUAUUUAGAGGAUGGUGUAGAGGAAAACAAUACUCUUUCUUACAAUUUUGCUGCCAGAGUCAAUACUAUUGGUAGACCAGCCGAUGGUGCUGCACAAAAGGGUGAAACCUUCUAUGAGAGUGACCAAUUGAGACAACCUGCCGAUUCUGCUGCUGGUGGAUUCUAUAUCACCAAUGCCUAUAAUACCUUUAUUGGUAAUGCUGCUUCUGGUGGAUGGGCUGGAUUCAGCUUCCCAAAUCUAUUUAAACCAAUUGGAAACUUUAGAAACGAUACAUCCAAUCCCUCGGGUAGACCAAUAUUGGUGUUCGAUGGAAACUCUGCGCAUUCAUCGGGUUAUACUUGGCUUGAAAGUGGUGGUGCCAUCUACGUAGGUGGUAAUCUCUCACAUAGCACUGUUACAGGUGACUUGAUCUACUACACCGGUAGAACAUUUAGAGAUACUAGAUCGGUGAACAACAUUCCCGUAUGGAUGAGAUAUACUAACACCAAGGUAUUCCUCUCAAACAGUGGAGUCAAUCACUGGGGUGAAAGAAUUGAAAUCGUCGGUCUGGAAUCACACGACUGUCACAGACCGGCAACUAUAUUCGGUCAAGCAUUACUCUCAAAUGCCAUUGUGAAUGGUCAAUCGAAAAACCCUCUAUCCAUGUUCAAAACCGACUAUCUCUUUGAUAGACAAGGAUUCCAAUUCUACGAUACUCACGUACAGACUAUUCUUUCGAAUAUUCAAUUUAGAAACUAUGUUAUGAUACCUGAGAGCUCUAAUCCUCAGCGUGAUAACCGUGUUCUUGUAUCGAUGACACACAGUGAUAUCUUUAAACCACAGGGUAUUUCAGCAACCAAGAAUUUUUCUUUUUCUAAUGUUGCAGAUUCUCAGAUUAUCGGACACUAUACUGCUCAAGAUACGGGUGCCGCAAGAUUCUAUAACUUUAUUGAUCACGAUGGCUCCACUACUAAACGUGGACGUCCAACUAUUGUUGGUUCGCAUAUCAAUUGGUGGAAUUUCGAUUCCACUUGCACCUGGAGUGCAUUGUGGUCUGUGUGGUUGUGCGACAAGACCGUAAACAAUGAGAUAGCCAACGUCGAGAUCUACGUACCCGACUACAUAUACUACGACGAAGACAGAACCGAUUGGAGUUAUGUAGGAACUGCAUCACUCUUUGGAAAUGGUUUGGCAAAUAGCGAUCGUCGCUCAACUCCAUUCACUAGAAAUCCAGGCUUGACAGGUGUUUCCGUAUUGAGUAGCAGUAGCUCCAACCUAGGUUGGUACCUCUACUUCAACGGUGGAAAGACACCCUCUUACAUGGAGGCUAAAUAUAUCUGGUGGGACAUCUAUGAUGUCAAUGUGACUGCAGGUAAUUCCGUAAGCCAAGUUCGUAACUCUCCUACCUCUGACAAAUACUACUUUGAUGGUAAACACCUCUAUCUCAAGCUUAUCAAUGUUCGAGCAUCGGGUGCACCAGAAGAAACCUUUACCAGAGACGGAGUCACCAUCUACACAAUAGAGUGGUCUGUCUUCUAUUACAUCACUGCUAAAUGUACUGGUGUUGCCAAUGGUUUCUGUCCAUCAACUCCAGAUAUUCUUCCAUCCUUAUAA